UACAGUUAUUUGUAAAAAAUACCUUUACCAUACUUUUUAAAUCCAAAUACUUUUAUAAUUUCCCCAGUAUAAAGUACAGCUAUAUAACCAUCAAGCACACGCCUUUCUACGAGCGGGUCUACGUGCAUAACCCGCGUCAAUGAUCGUGAGGAGAUAGUAAAAAAGAGAUUUUCUUCAUUUCUUCUCAAUUCGCUUUUGAUUUUACAGACAAGUCAAGUUCAAGUGCAUCUCGUUGUUGAUUUAGAUUCUCGUAUAAAACUUUGAAUUUUACAGAAUCUUAGUUCAGUGUUGGUUUGAGGUCGUUGACGAUUUAUAAUUUGGAAGUGUGUCAGAUUACGGUUAAAUUGACGGUUGUUGAACAUUUUUUGCUAAUUUGUUGAGUUUAUGAUGUGCGUUUCAUUAAAAAAGUUAGAGUGUUAUAUUAUGUUGAAACUGUGUGAUUUGUGAUAAGAUUUCAGAACAUAUUUUUAGACUUUUGAAGAGUUUAUUAUCAGUUAAUUUUUGAAGGAUUUUUUUGAUAAAAACAAGUAAUGAGUUCUAUAACCGCCCCUCUUUUUGAGUUGGGAGCAGCAACGGUCUCCAAUAUUGGAACAUUUAUUCCAGUCUUGGCAGCAGCAAUUGCCUUUUUUCAGUAUGAGUUGUUGGAUCCAGAAGCUAGACCUAUAGAUGUGCCCACUCAAGAAUUGCUGGAAAGUUAUGAUUUUAUUGUUGUUGGAUCAGGUUCUGCAGGAGCCGUGGUGGCUAACAGGUUAAGCGAAGUGGAACAAUGGAAGGUACUUCUACUUGAAGCCGGAGGUGAUGAAACUGAAAUCUCAGAUGUACCACUUAUGGCUGCCUAUCUUCAAGGUUCUCAGCUUGAUUGGAAGUAUAAGAGUGAGCCUCAGGGGCAAGCAUGCUUAGCCAUGAACAAUGGCAGAUGUAACUGGCCUAGAGGCAAAGUUAUUGGUGGUUCAUCUGUACUCAACUACAUGCUCUAUCUCAGAGGUAAUAGAAAGGAUUACGACAUUUGGGAAUCUCUUGGCAAUCCAGGAUGGGGAUCUCAAGAUGCCCUAUAUUACUUUAAAAAAAGUGAAGACAAUCAAAAUCCUUAUCUUGCUAAAACACCUUAUCAUGGUAAAGGCGGAUACUUGACAGUAUCGGAACCACCUUAUAGAACUCCAUUGGUAGCCGCAUUCGUAGAAGCCGGCAAGCAAUUGGGCUACAAAAAUCGAGAUAUCAAUGGACAAUAUCAAACAGGCUUUAUGAUGGCACAAGGAACAGUCAGGCAUGGCUCCAGAUGUUCUACUGGAAAAGCAUUUUUAAGACCAAUCAGACUUAGACCAAAUCUACAUGUGGCGAUGAAGGCGCAUGUGACAAGGGUGCUAAUUGAUCCAACAACUAAAAUCGCUUUUGGCAUAGAGUUUGUGAGAGAUGGAAAGCUGCACAGGAUAAGAGCUACCAGGGAAGUUAUUUUAUCAGCUGGUGCGGUAAAUUCACCACAAAUUCUUAUGCUCAGUGGUGUAGGACCGAAGGCGGAACUAGAAAAACACAAGAUUCCGGUAAUUCAGGAUUUGAAGGUUGGAAAUAAUUUGCAAGAUCAUAUUGGGCUUGGAGGGCUGACUUUUACUAUAAAUAAACAAGAUUCUAUAACUUUGGAUAGGGUGUAUGCAGUAAAACCGCUGAUGCAAUACGCUGUUUGGGGCAGUGGUCCAUUAACUAUUAUGGGUGGUGUGGAAGGAUUGGCCUUUGUUAAUACAAAAUACGCUAAUGCUUCUGAAGACUUUCCAGAUAUCGAGUUUCACUUUGUGAGUGGAGCUCCGCAUUCAGAUAAAGGUGCUCAAUUAAAAAAAGCUCAUGGUCUUAGUGAUGCAUUUUAUAAUACUGUUUUUAAACCUAUUGAAGACAUUGAUGCCUGGAGUGUGAUACCUAUGCUUCUAAGACCAAAAAGCAAAGGUAGCAUCAAGUUAAGGAGCAGAAAUCCUUUCGAUCCUCCUCUGAUUUACCCUAAUUACUUCUUUGACGAUUUCGAUAUGAAGACGCUCAUAGAAGGGGCAAAGAUAGGAGUCGCUUUAAGCCAAACGCCAGCAUUCCAAAGUUAUGGAAGCAAGUUUCACGAAUUCCCGCACUGCGCCAAAUUCCAAAAAUUUUCUGAUCAGUAUUUUGAAUGCAUGAUAAGAUUGUAUUCGGCCACAAUUUACCAUCCUGUUGGAACAGCAAAAAUGGGUCCAUAUUGGGACCAGGAAGCAGUUGUGGAUCCACAGCUGCGAGUUUAUGGUAUUAAAGGUUUAAGAGUAAUUGAUGCAAGUAUAAUGCCAAAUUUGGUAAGUGGAAAUACAAAUGCCCCGGUGAUAAUGAUUGGAGAGAAGGGAGCUGAUUUAGUUAAGGAAUUUUGGUUGAAAACUAUGAGGUUGAAUCGGAUAAAUCGGACUUUGCAAGGAAUUUAAGAUUGAAAAGUGCUCUCAUUAUUUAAGUUAUCUAGUCUGUGAAAUAGAUAUAGUAUAGAAUUAAGAUGUAAAAUUUAAGAUAUCUAAUAGGACUUUAAAAAGUUUUUUUAAUAAUAGCUGACGAUUUUGAUAACUAGUGAUUUAAAAAAAAUAUGGCAUUAGAUUUUAAGAAAGUGAUGAAGUAUCCUAUGAUCAUUUAAAAUACAUUUGCAUAUUUCUUUUUUUAAAUAAAUUUUUUAUUUAUUAAAGCG
Anthonomus grandis grandis is the source of this 2674-nucleotide messenger RNA. Its product is annotated as glucose dehydrogenase [FAD, quinone]. NCBI's taxonomy places the organism in Eukaryota, Metazoa, Arthropoda, Insecta, Coleoptera, Curculionidae. Gene Ontology annotation, molecular function: oxidoreductase activity, acting on CH-OH group of donors; flavin adenine dinucleotide binding. The record is from RefSeq and is a predicted model, not a curated record. The transcript is spliced from 5 exons. The coding region runs from base 531 to 2423 and encodes 630 amino acids.